Messenger RNA from Coregonus sp. 'balchen', 1588 nucleotides. NCBI's taxonomy places the organism in Eukaryota, Metazoa, Chordata, Actinopteri, Salmoniformes, Salmonidae. The record is from the annotation of a GenBank genome assembly.
CGUUGAUGCACGCCCUGGUGUUUGGUAACGUGACAGCCAUUAUUCAGAGGAUGUACUCUCGCUGGUCCCAGUACCACACCCGCACCAAGGACCUGAAGGACUUCAUCCGGGUCCACCACCUGCCCCAGGGCCUCAAACAGCGCAUGCUGGAGUACUUCCAGACCACAUGGUCCGUCAACAACGGCAUCGACUCCAACGAGGUGAGCAAUCUGAACACCCUGUGUGGGAGAGUGUUAUUACAGGUUUUUGUUCCAGCCCGACACUAUCACACCUGAUUCAACUAUCAAGGGCUUGAUGAUGAGAGUGUAGACAAUGAAGAAGUUUGGCUGAAAAUGUAUAAAAAAGAGAGAGGGGUGGUGAAAGAGAGAACAAGAGAGAAAGCGCGUGAGAGAUGGAUAAACUGAGCUACAAAGCAGGACAAAGAGAGAGACAGUGGCCCAUCAUGCCUCAUGAGCUGUUUGCUUUGAGACAGACAGCAGACACAUAACAGAGCAGAGCAUUCAGAUAGGGCAGGGAGAUGAAUCACAGAUGUAUGAAUUAUAGAUAGGCCUGUUGAUUAAAGUGGGCCUCUGUUGUCAUGAUGACUCAUUGAUAUGUUCUGUUCAGCACUUUUCUGCUAUUUGCUGAAACAGAGACUGACGGAUGUUGUGUGUCAGGGAUGAUUAGAUGUUGGAGAUGAAUGUCACAGUAAUGUAGCUGGUGUUUCCUGGUGGGAAUAAGUGUGUAGGCAGAGGUCUCAAUAUAGGGUCAAAGUAGGAGGGCUGAUCUAGGAUCAGGUUCACCUUGUCCAUUCAAUAUAAUAUGUAAGGAAAAACUGAUCCUAGAUGAGUAGAUAGUCAUACUUUGAGAUGCUUUAUGAAUACAGGUCGCUGGUGUGUGGUGCUGUUGUAUCAUUAUGCCUUCUUUCAAUAUGGUUUGUUUAAGAUACCCCCAGUUGUGCUGGGUCCAAAGUUCAACUCACUCCAUGCAGCACAACCUAAAGUCAGCACAACUUAUUGCAAACACUUGCAAUAUUUUCACCAAAGUGCCUUUAUUCAAAGUGGCCUUAGACAUGCUGAUUUGUGGUGACAUCAUCACUUUUAAAAUUGUAUUUAUUUAGCUGACCGUUUUUAACCUUUUUUAAAAUCAGGAAGUCCCUUGAGAUGAAUAAUCAAUUUUUUUGAGAGGGUCCUGACCAAGAUAGCAAUUUACGGGCAAAUGCAAUCGUGCCAUGUCUAACAAUCUCUCUGUCUCCAUCUCUCUCUCUCCCUCCCCCUUCCACCAUCACCCCUCUUAGCUGCUGAAGGACUUCCCAGACGAGCUGCGCUCUGACAUCACCAUGCACUUGAACAAGGAGAUCCUGGAGCUGUCACUGUUUGCCUCGGCCAGCAGAGGGUGCCUGCGCUCCCUGUCCCUGCAUAUCAAGACCACGUUCUGUGCCCCUGGGGAGUACCUGCUGCGCCAGGGGGACGCCCUGCAGGCCAUCUUCUUCGUCUGCUCCGGGUCCAUGGAGGUGCUGAAGGAUGGCAUGGUGCUGGCUAUACUGGGUGAGACAUGGUGCUGGCUAUACUGGGAGAAACAUGGAGAAGGGAGGGAGGGGAGAGACGGA